AUGGUGUUUUCUCCAGUUUGGAGUUUUCCAUAUAAAUCUUGUGUUUAUCGAUUGUUUUAUUUAAGUUCAAUUUCUUUUUGGUUUGUUGAUAGUUCUGAAGGAAUGAUCAUGGGGAGUGCUUUUGUUAAGGGGAGAUUGAUCACAGACAAUGUUCUAAUUGCAUUUGAGGUGAUGCAUCAUCUGCAAACAAAGUGUGUAGGGGCUGAGAGGUACAUGGCUCUGAAGUUAGAUAUGACUAAGGCCUAUGACCGGGUUGAGUGGAGUUUUUUGGAGGCUGUUAUGAUUAAAAUGGGGUUUGCUGGCAGAUGGGUGGAGAUGAUUUUAGAGUGCCUUAAGUCGGUCAAGUAUUCUGUGUUGAUUAAUGGCAGCCUAAAAGGAAGCUGGAGUCCAAAGAGGGGGCUGCGCCAAGGAGAUCCUCUUUCUCCUUAUUUGUUUAUAAUAUGUGCUGAAGCUUUGUCUAAGAUGUUAGAAAAAGCUCAUAAUGACAAGGUGUUUCAAGGAGUAAAGGUGGCUAGAGGUGCGCCAAGGAUUAAUCAUUUAUUUUUUACUGAUGACAGUUUACUUUUCUGUAGGGCUUCUGGAGAAGAAUGCAGUAGAGUCUUAGAAGUGAUACAUAAUUAUGAAGUGAUCUCUGGUCAAUUGGUCAAUAUCCACAAGUCGAAUGUGUUCUUUAGCAGGAACACCCCUGCUCUGAUUAUUGAUUCUAUAAAGGGUAUCCUGGGGGUUUCGGAAGCAAAAAUGCAUGAGCGUUAUCUAGGACUUCCAACUGUUAUUGGUAAGUCGAAGCGGGAGAUCUUCUCUUAUAUUCGGGAUAGAGUUUCCCAUCGAAUCCAUGAUUGGAAUGGGAAAUUGCUUUCUCGUGGUGGGAAGGAAAUUUUGCUAAAAUCUAUUGUGCAGGCAAUCCCCUCUUAUGCUAUGUCUUGUUUCAAGCUUCCUAAGUCAACUACUCGAUGGAUUAUGAAGCGGAUGGCGGGUUUUUGGUGGGGUUCAAAGGAGGGUCAGCAGAGAAUGCACUGGGCUGGCUGGGAUACUUUGACGAAAUCAAAGGAUAAUGCUUUUGGGCAAAAAUAUCUGGAGAUUUCUGACAAACCCAAACUCUUUGGUUGCCAAAUAUGGUUACAAGGUGUUAAUUCCUUAAUUGCUGAAAAUUCAAACCGAUGGAAUGAGGUGCGUGUGAGGUCUCUAUUUAUGCCAUUUGAACUUGAUUUAAUUCUCUCUAUUCCCCUGCCAUAUGAGCCUGUCCAAGAUUCUAUGAUUUGGAAUUGGGAGCCUAAUGGGCGUUAUACGGUCAAGACUGUCAAGAAUGCCAUUCCUACACACUCAAAUCUUAUUAACCGUCAUGUUGGGAGCCAUUCUUUAUGCUUAGGUUAUGGGGGUCCCUUUGAAGAUGUUGAUCAUGUGUUUCGGAAGUGUAUUGUUGCUGGCAGAUUAUGGAGAGAGCUCUCUCCUUGUGUGGCCUUUGAGUUGGGACAGGGAUUGUCGUUUAUUGAUUGGGUGGUAGCUGUUCUUCAAUCGGGGAAGCGGGACACUAAGAUCCUAUUUGCAACAGUCAUCUGGGUCCUGUGGGGAAGCAGGAAUUCUGUUCUUCAUGAUGGACAAUUGCACCAUGAGAAUCUUAAUUAUAAGGUAAAAAUUUUUGUAGCUGAGUUCAUGGAGCACUGUGGUGGCUCGAGGAGUCCCUCAAACCAGCAAGCAAAUGGGGUGGAAAGCUCCUGA
Messenger RNA from Tripterygium wilfordii, 1716 nucleotides. RefSeq lists its product as uncharacterized. The record is from RefSeq and is a predicted model, not a curated record. The transcript has 4 exons. Bases 1 to 1716 code for a protein of 571 amino acids. Lineage: Eukaryota; Viridiplantae; Streptophyta; Magnoliopsida; Celastrales; Celastraceae.